GAGACGCUGCGCAUGCGUAUUACUAACAAACAUGGUGGAUUAGUUCCCGGAAGCGGCGAAGUAGAAAGUUGAUUUGGAAAUACUGCAAAUAAUCGAAACUGUAAAAGCAAUUUUUUCAUAUUUCGGCCAAGUAAAAUCAAGGGAAUUACAGGAAGGUUAAAGAAUGGCCACUAAUGAUGAAGAGGUGGUUAUGACCCCGUCAAAAAAAGGCAAAGUAACUCAUAUAAAAAUAGAAAGAAAGAAGAAACAGUAUGUGAACCCAGAGGAUGUUGUACAUGUUGCUGGUGGCCAACAUCAAGGUCUAGUUGUUGCUAGACCAGAUGCGGCUGAAAUGGAUCUAGGCAAACCACAGCUCCAGUUAGGGUUUAUGUGUUUUUUAGUUGACAUGAAAACAGAUGAACAUUACGUUGAAAGUAGGAAAUUGAAGUUUUGGUAUGUUGAAGGAACAGAUUAUUACAAUCAAGUCACAACAGCUUAUGAAUUUUUUAAAGAAUUAGUUCGACCUGAAAAUUUCCCUAGAGAUUACGUAGGAUUUAUUAAGAAAUGUAUGAAACAGAUGCAGAGUGAUCGUUAUAAGCAAGCUAGGAAAGUUGACCUUGAAGUUGAACAUUUAGAUGCAGCAGAUGCACCCAUGAGUCCAGACUGCCUUAUUCCUUUGGAUAAGUUUGGAAUAGAAAAUAUGAAUGGCGAGGGCUUCAAUAAAAAGGACGACAGGCCAAUAGAAGAAAUUAUAAGAGAGAAGCUGCUGACAGUUUUAGAAUCUGCCUACCCCAAUGUCCUAUCUGUGGAGGAUUUAGUUAGAAUCACUGGUGCUGAUGCGGCCAUUGUCAGCCUACAACUACAAGAACUACAGACUAGAGAGCUGAUCUCUCCCAUGGAGAAUGGUGGCUUUGUUAGGAAAGUACUGGAUGACAAGACAGAGGUCCAAAUGAUCAAGACAAUGCCCAUGUUAGCAGCCAAUCUCCAGCCUACAAUUGCUAUCAUAACCUACCAGUACUGUGAGAAGAUGGCUGUUGAUGCUAUGAUGGAGAACAAGACCACCUAUGUUAGGUAUAAAACAGAAGGAGAAUCCAAUGUCUACACCACUGGUUUUAUUGGUGAACACAAAGUGGUGACCACAAAGUUACCAGCCAUUGGUCAUUUCAGGGCUGCUCAAAUCUCAUCAGGCAAUACCACAACACGCUUGCUGGGUACUUUCCAGGCCAUUGAGCAUGUGUUCCUGGUGGGCUGUGCUGGCAGCGUGCCCCACUUCACAGACUACUACAAGCAUGGACGACUGGGGGAUGUGGUCAUCUCAACCUGUGAUGAGAAGGGCUACAUCUAUUACUACUGUGACAAGAUCACACAAGACAAGAAAGGAGAUAUUCAGUACCAGUUAAAGACAUGGUCACCAAGAGAUCUGGAGCUACAAAGGAUGGCAGAGAAGCUGAAGGAAGUUCUACAGCUAGACCCAUCAUUUGCCCCAUGGCAGCAUUAUAUUGAAGAGGGUCAGGAGUUACUGGCAUCACAAGAACAAGACUACACUCGUCCACCACGAACAAAUGAUAGGUUAUAUAUGGGCAUUGGAGAGGGUCAGGUGAUUGAAGUUCAGCACCCAGAGAAUCCUGACGGCGUGGAGGAGCUAACAAACUUACCCACCAUCAGGUUUGGGGUGCUUGGUGCAGGCAGGCCUGUCAAGCAGGAGAUGUCUCGACACGACUUCGCCUCCAGAUAUGGCAUUCAAUCUUUUGACACUGACUUUGAUCAGGUGCUGGAUAGUAUUGUAGGUAACCGUAAGGAUAGUUUUAUCUUCAUCCGAGGACUUGCCGACUAUGUAGAUGGAACAAGAAAUAAGGAAUGGCAGCCGUAUGCUGCACUAGCGGCUGCUGCAGUAACCAAAUAUAUCAUCACAUCGUUGAAAAAUGCGCAGCUUGACGAUUUUUAGGGACAAGUUUCAUGGGGAUCUUUACCAGCUUGACACUGACUUUAUGGAAUAGUUUUAGAAACUUUAAUCACUUGAGUUUUUCAUGAAUGGGAUCUUUAGUGUGCUGUUAGCCCAGCCUGGUACAGACUUGGUGGAUGGUUUGGAUAUGAGCUGUAGGUGUACGUGAUGCACAGUGCCCUGGGAUCUAAGAGGGACAGUUUUUAUUCUACUGAUAUUAUCUAACUAGAUCAAGUAAUCAACACAGGCAUAAUAGAAAGAUGAGGUGUAAAUGUUUUAACUUUGGUAUAGUGUUGUAAUUCACAGAUUUUAUCUAACCCCAGAUUGUUUUAGACUGAAUGCUAGUAAUGUUUAGUAAAUAUAAUUGGUUUUACAUCUCUGAAUAAUCUGGCCAUUUUAUUUUAUAAGAUUUAGUUUUUCUUUAUGAGAGUUCCAUUUCAUUUAUAUAUUUUUUUAAGUAAAAGGUUAGGUUGACUCUCGUUAGGACUAAAUGAAGUUGAAAGUUUUUAGAAACAUGUAACGCUCAAGAGAUUCUAGUCCUGCUGCAGUUAUUGGCCUCUAGUGGCUGACUUAAUGUCUUAACAGAAGCAUAGAGAAGUAUUAGAUUAUAAUAAUUAAUUGUAACUAAAAAAAAUAAUUAGCUAUGAAUUGUAGGUGGGUUUUGUUUUUAAUUGAAGUGAAAAAUCUUCAUCAUGCAAUGUAAUUUGUUCCAUAUUCUGUUUAUUUGAAGGUAUGAAUGAUUAUAGCUUUUAUAUUCCAGUCUUCCUUUAGAGUUUUUAUCUAUAAUGUGGAUGGAAGAGAUAUCUGAUGAUUUGUAUGAUAAAACAAUCAAAAGUUUAUUGGAAUAAUUUGUGUAUGGCUGCAAACUCUACCCAUGUUUUUAUACAAGAUUUUAACCAUCUUCAUCAUCCCAAAAUUAUUGUUAAUAGAAGUCUGUUUUCAGCUUAUUCAAGUCUAAACUAUAUCCAACAAAUUGUUUUAAAGUUCCCAUAUUUGCCUUUAAAAAAAAGGAAAGAUUUGAUUUAUUAACUGUUAAUAAUAGAACCUUAACAUUAUGAACAUAAAUGAAAUUACAGAAAGGUUUUAAAAGUAGAUGUAUGUGUUAUUGACAUAAUUAAACUUCUUUCAGCUUAGUCGUAAGCUUGAUAUUGUGGCACCUGGUCACAGGUGGGUUGAUCUGGCACUGUUCUCUGGUUAAUAGGCUCGUCAAUGACUGUCAUACCUAAUGACUGGCUUCACUUUGAAACAUUGCCAUUUCUAUAGUAUUAAGUUGGUCUCACAUUCUGGUAAAUCCUGCUUGUGUUAAAGACACAAAAGCUGAUACUUCCCAACCGAGUUGAAGUGAAGACCUGUGUUGUUUCAGUGAGUUAUAAUAACACCAGUGCCUAACUCUAUUGUCAUGUGCUCUUUGAUCCUAAUUUGACUUGACUUUCUCUCCUGACUAAUAGACUUGGCACAAAUUUCUGUUUUUAUCGCUGCUAAAGAUGAGCAAUAGUGUGGGCCUGAGUUCCUUGUUAACUGUUGAUCUUUUACUGAGGUAUGCAUCUUGUGUCUUUCCUAGUACAGGACCUUAGUUCAUGCACUGCUAUACAAUUUCUUUUACCCUCAUGCUCAUUUUUGACCAGUUCAGUUUUAAAUUUACCUGGCAAAUCAUGCAGUUUCAUACUUUUUUUUUUACUUUUUUAAAAUUUGGUCUUGAAAUAAUACCCAUUUAAAAAGUCAUGCUCUAAAAACUAGGGUUUUUUUUUAAAUACUUAGUGAAGAAUCCUGCAUCAUGCUUUAAUACAUGACAAUUCUUUUUUCAGUUGCUAUUUUUAAAAUGUUCAUUCUCACAAUAAAAAGCAUUUAAUAUAUAAGAAUACACCCAAAAUGUACGAGAAUUGAAGUUUGUCUUUAAUAUUUACAUGUACAUAAGCCUUUUUUAUUUCUUAUUUGGCCAAAAGAGUAAAUACUAUACAUAAUUAUUUUAAACAGAUUAUAUAUAAUGUUGACCUUUAAAUGUUAACUUCUCUUCUGUGACUUUCUCAAUGUGAACUACUUACUGCAUUAUCAAUGUCUUUGACCAUUUGUGUUGACUUUUUUAGGGAAAAUGAAAGUUUAAAAACCUAAACAAAGGCAGGGUCUAUUCCUUGUCUUUCAAGGUUUUUUUUUGUUGUCUACAUAUAUAUAAAUAUUUAUACACAUGCUUUAGAUUAGUAAAGCUUUUUUCUAUCAUAAUCAUAUAUUUAUGUGGGUUUAAACUGUGUUGCUGUUAUAUAAAAUUUGUUUAAAUGGGCACUAAGAAUUGGUAGAGGAGAGAAGCAAUUGUUGCAGUUGUGUCCCUUGUUAAAUGUGAUGUGCAACUUGUCUAUGAAGUGAUAAGAAAAAUAAUUCCACUCUUUACAGUUUAGUUUCUACCUUAUACCAUUUCCAGUCUAAUAUUUGAACAUUCCAAGUUUGAUUUUGUCACUGCUAGCAACCAUUUUAUUACAUGGAAACUUGAAAUGUGCUGUAGUAUUUAAAACCCUGGCCACACCUUACAAGUGCAGUUCAUCUUUCACUGAGGCAGGUAUGCUUGUUUUUAUGUAAUGAUAUUGUCAUAAUAAACAAUCUUGCCUUAUUUAUUUUUUUUGUCUCGAAUUGUAUGUGGCUAUUAUUUUUUUAUACCAAGAAUUUAGUCAAAUAUUUGGCACCACCUGUUGAGGUCACCAGCGACACUGGCAUUUAAUUUAAGCAGGUUACUUGUCCGUAAUAAAUGUUUUUAAGCUGGACCACCAUAAAAAUAUUUAUACCAGAACACCAGUCACUAGCGGAAUAUUUGUUCAUUAUUUUUAAACAAUGUCCUUUUAACUAUUUUUGUGUAAAUGCAAUUUGUUCUUUUUGUUGCUGUAUAAAUUAAAUUGCUCACUAAUGUCCUGAUGUUUUAUUGCUCUAAUUGUCAAGUUACUUUCUGCCUAGGAUGACAUGCUUGUCUUUAGAAAUGAAUCUUAUAAUAAAUUUAACAUUUAUUU
This is a messenger RNA of Physella acuta, 4911 nucleotides long. RefSeq lists its product as uncharacterized. Gene Ontology annotation, biological process: nucleoside metabolic process. The record is from RefSeq and is a predicted model, not a curated record. NCBI's taxonomy places the organism in Eukaryota, Metazoa, Mollusca, Gastropoda, Physidae. Gene Ontology annotation, molecular function: catalytic activity.